UGAGUCCCAGUGGCGAUGGCGGCCUCGGUCCUCGCGCCGCGCCCCAGGCCCUCCCCCGGGAACGAGACCCUGCACCAGCACUACAACUACGUGGGCAAGCUGGAGGGCAGGCUGAAGGAGGCCCCCGAGGGCAGCACGCUGACCACCGUGCUGUUCCUGGUCAUUUGCAGCUUCAUCGUGCUGGAGAACCUCAUGGUUUUGAUCGCCAUCUGGAGAAACAAUAAGUUCCACAACCGCAUGUACUUCUUCAUCGGCAACCUGGCCCUCUGUGACCUGCUGGCCGGCAUCGCCUACAAGGUCAACAUCCUGAUGUCGGGCAAGCGGACGCUGAGCCUGUCCCCGACGGUCUGGUUCCUGCGGGAAGGAAGCAUGUUUGUGGCCCUCGGGGCGUCCACCUGCAGCUUGCUGGCCAUCGCCAUCGAGCGGCACCUGACGAUGAUCAAGAUGCGGCCGUACGACGCCAACAAGAAGCACCGCGUGUUUCUUCUGAUCGGGAUGUGCUGGCUCAUCGCGCUCUCGCUGGGCGCCUUGCCCAUCCUGGGCUGGAACUGUGUGCACGACCUCCCCGACUGUUCCACCAUCCUGCCCCUCUACUCCAAGAAGUACAUCGCGUUCUGUAUCAGCAUCUUCACGGCCAUCCUGGUGACCAUCGUCAUCCUGUACGCCCGCAUCUACUUCCUGGUGAAGUCCAGCAGCCGCAGGGUGGCCAGCCCCCACAACUCGGAGCGCUCCAUGGCCCUGCUGCGGACCGUGGUCAUCGUGGUGAGCGUGUUCAUCGCCUGCUGGUCCCCACUCUUCAUCCUCUUCCUCGUCGACGUGGCCUGCAGGGUGAAGGAGUGCGCCGUCCUGUUCAAGGCCCAGUGGUUCAUCAUGCUGGCCGUGCUCAACUCCGCCAUGAACCCCGUCAUCUACACGCUGGCCAGCAAGGAGAUGCGGCGGGCUUUCUUCCGGCUGGUCUGCACCUGCCUGGUCCGGGGCCGUGGCGCCCACUCCUCGCCCACCCAGCCUGCCCUGGAUCCCAGCAGAAGCAAGUCCAGCGGCAGCAACAACAGCAGCCCCUCGCCAAAGAGCAAGGAAGACCCUCCCCAGAGAGUCGCCUCACCCUGCAUCACCGACGGAAACAAAACCCUGCAGAACGGGAUUCUCUGCAAGUGAGAGCGCCUGCCUCCAGGAGCAGGGGAGGGGAGCCCCGCUCUGUGGCCACGGCCGUAUCUGUUGCACGCCUCGCCCCUGGGAGUUCCAGAGAGGGGACUCGGGAAGUCCACUCGCCAGUGGCUUGCCCGGCGUGGACGUCCCGUGAGGAGGGGGGACCCAAGGACCCGCCAGCGUGUGUCACGGCAGACCGUGCGCUCUGUCCGUCUUGGCUCGUCUUCUCAAUGCACCACGCUGCGACAGUAUCUGCCACCUUCCCCUGAGCUCCCCUGGCUGCUCCCCGCGGGGCCUGGACAGGGAAGGUCGCGGGCCCCACAACGUGCAGGGUGUUUCUCAGAACGUCAUGAUGAUGUUUGGUAACUUCACUCUACACUGUGAGCAGAGUGGAUGCCUGUGUGCUCGUCAUUUCUGUGUCACGGAGCACUUGUGUCUCUUAUGUCUUCAGAUGUGUGGGUCUGAAGGAUCCUGGGAGAUCGGAUGAUCUGGUGAUCUCUGGGAGCCGUGUCCCUGUUCCUCUGGGGCUCCUGUGUCCCUGCACAUCCAAACCCACGUUAACCAAAUUCCCUGAUUGUUUGGGGUUCCUACAGAUCACAGAAGAGCCAGGGGCUUCCAGGAGCCCAUCCCCAGACCCACCGAGAAAGAGACCCACGAAGGAGCAGCAGAGGACAGACGCCCUACCCCCCCCCCCCCCGCCCCCGCCCCGGCCUGAAGCCAGAAGCAGUGGUCUGUUUAAUGCAAUGGAACGUUUGUACUGAAUUAGGAGAGGUUUACAGGGCUGUGUUGAGUCUCUUUCUCUCUGAUCAGAAAAGCUCGGAGGCGGCAGCCCCGUGUUGUCUCAGUGGCAUAGCUGGGGAGGUCGGCAGUCUCCACCCUCCCCAAAGCUGACCCUGAGAGUGACAGCCAGGAGCGUGUCCGCGUGUGCUCUCCAGGGAAACAUAAGGAUACUGUAAUCUGCCUUUGCAGCCUGGGCUGACCCUGCGUCCCUGAUCACCGUGUAAAGGGAUUACUUAGGAGGUGUUUCCGUGCGCGCCCUCCCCAAGGACCCCACCCGCAGGACAAACGUGUGUGCAUCUGUAGAGAUCUCAUAACCAUAGAGCUGAUGGCUUCUUGGUAAAAACAAAACGAGCAACCUUUAAAAGGACCCUUACUCGGGGGAGCCCACAUCGCAGCCCCUGGGGUUUCUCAGGUUGGCUGGGAAUUUCUGGCCGAGUCAAGACUCAGUCUCAACACGUUAACGAUUUGCAAGAGAAGCUGGCUCCCGUGUGUCAUCUGAUGCACAUUCCCCACACCGAGGAACGUUCCGGUGGGUCCUGGGUGGUUUCCAUGUACUGACCAAAGACUAUCCUCGUUUUUGUUGCCGAGGAGAGAAAUUGUACUUGUAAGGAGAUGUCUUCGGUGGCGUUUUUGGUGGCUUCUUUACGUCACUGAAAAGGGGCUUCUUUCUGAACUCAGAUAGCAUUUCUAGAAAAGUGAAGCAUUGAGGUACUGGGUUGAGAACACAAAGCCGCAUUCCAGAGAGCUGGAGUGUUGGGCAUCGGUGCUCGCCGGGUGACGACGUGACUUCAGGACCCGGUGCCCUGGCUCUGAGGGGCGUUGUGGGGGGGGGGGGGUCUCCUCUCUGGUGCUAAUGUUAGGGACACUCGCUCUACAGUCCCGUCGAGAGAACACGGAACUUUCAAACAGUCUGAAUGAAAAAUACGCCAAAAAAGGAACGGUGUUUGCUUGCUGUAUGCAGAACGUGAUCGGCCAUCAAGACUGGUGUGCACGGCCCUCGGCAGCUUGCGGGGGCGCGUUUAGGAGUUGAGACGACAGAGCUUGCGCUAGAUCUCACUCGGUUAGUAACCUUCACGGUGUCCCAUGUGUUUGUUAAAAAAAAACCCAAAAACCAAAAGCCUGCAUAUAAACUGGUCAUCGGGGCACCUGGGUGGCUCAGUCGGUUCAGCGUCCGACUUCGGCUCGGGUCAUGAUCUCACAGUUCAUGGGUUCAAGACCGGCAUCAGGCUCUGUGCUGACAGUGCACAGAGAUUCUCUCUCUCCCAUUCUCUUUGCCUCUUCCCUCCCUGGCUCUCUCUCUCUCUUUCAAAAUAAAUAAAUAAACUUAAAAAAAAAUAAAAAAUGAAAAAACAAACCUGUGGCUGGGGGUCAGUGUGGGGGCCUGUGUGCAGGGUGGCCACCUGGUUUCCCACCUGGGGCCACUGUCCCUCCAGGACGGAAACGGCUCUAGGAGCCCGUGCCCUCCCCUGCCCAGUCCCCCCUGGGCAGCUGCCCUGGGUCAGGGUUUGGAGGUGGGUCAACCCUUAACCCUUCCACGGGGAGAAAAUCACAGGUCCCGGCAGAGCGUGGCCGACAGACGGGCGUCUGGUUCCGCUCUGUUUGCAGCAGGAGAGAGUAGGUCAGAACCCAUCCUUCGCCCCGCGUCACUCCUGACGAAGGGCCACGUCUAGCGUGCGUGUCUGUGCGUGUGUGCACGUGUGCUUGUGUGUGUGUGUCUGCUCUGUGUUAGGCCCGCAGAUGGCCUGACUGGGGAUGUUCAUGCUGAUGUUGGUGGAGAAACCUCACUGCACAAGCGAGGACCACCGCGGCUCCCCUAGAGCGGACGCGGCCAGAGACCCCGUCAGGAAGGCCGACGCCAGACCCCGUGUGCACGCCACACCGUCAGGGGGGCGAGGCUAUGUAGGUGCUGCUGUUGGAAGAGGCACGCGCUCCCUUCGGAGAAGCUCCAGCCCUUCUGCCUCGCGAGGCGACGCAAGACCCCCGCCCACGGGAGAGGCUGGCCACGCAGCCCUCCGUUGCUCACACCUCGGUGACAGUCACUCCAACGGUGAGCUUCGCGGCAGGUGCUGCUCUCUGCCCCGUGACCUGUGCUGCCCAAGAGGCUGUCCUGGGGGUGGAACCAGGCGCGCUUCAUAGAAAACUCCUCACUGAAUUAGCAAGUGCGGGCUCUUAAAUUGUGUCUGUGAGGACAAAGCCUCACCACCCAAACGUUUUGGCGUCUAAGUCGAAAUAUCAAAGGGUUUGCUGCACAAAAACGCACACACCUGUCUCCCGAAGAUGAAGGCACAUUUUCCCAUGACCAGUGAAGAAGGGCACCAUCGCCAACAAGGCCGCGACACCCGGUGCCCCGGGCCACGGCGCUGAUGCUCGGGGACGCCACGCGGCCCCUCCACCUGGCUGCCACAGAUGCGGCCAGAAGCCACGUCGCUUCCUGGAGGAGGUUAGAAAGCUCGAGGCUGGUUUGAGAAUGCCACUCCUCAGAACCCAAAGGCGAUUCUGUCCCAGCAUCAAAGCAGAAAGUGGCUCAUCGGCGACACGCCCAGGCAGAGACUUUCACGGCAAUUCUUUCUGGUUCCGCAAAAGUCAAUGGAAAACAAAACACAGGAUUCUCAAGUGAUAUUUAUCAAUAUAUAUAAUUUCCCAUCCAAAUGCUUUUUAAAAAGUAAUAAAUAUCUUAUUAUUACACAUUGGAUUUACACGGAGUUCUUUCCUAAUCCUUGGACUUUUAACAUCCCAUGUUUAAUUCUUGUUUAAUUCUCAGUGCAAAGAAACAUUCACAUACUUAAAGUUUUUACAAUAUUUAUUCUGGAACAAGUUUUAUUCAAAAGGCAAAUGAACACAGAACAUUGCACUCGCAGCUGACACACAGUCAUUACAGAGAAAGGUAACUCAGCGUUCAAAGACAGAGAUGCCCACGUAUUCCUGCUUUGUUGACCACUGCUGGAUUUGGUCGGGUAGACAGUUUGGUUGUGGUAAGGAUGCCCCGGGUGCGUGGGACACUCAGGACCACGCCUGCACUCUCCGUGUGCACGCUUUGCUACCUACAGCGUCUCAAGGUGAAGCAACGACACAGAAAUGUAACCUUGUACGAGGUUUCGUGCCUGGCACUUUCUUCCGUGAGAAUGGUUCUCCCAGCUUGGGGAGGAGCCCUGGAGAGUCACUUAUUCAGGACAUCUGGGGAGGCAGGGGGCCUGAGGGGUGCAGCCCCCAGUCCCCAGCGCCCAUGCCAACACCAGCCGUGGGGCAUGCAUGAGAAGGGUGCCCCGCAGGCUCUGAAUGUCCCCUGUGACCCUCCUGCCCCACCCGCCUCCAGCUCACACAGCCUUCAGACCCCCGGGCCCAACCGGGAGCCCCAGCCUCCACUGUCCUGUUGAACCUGGCCACGCCGGCCAUCAGGCCCAUCUGACCCUCGUGCCCCGGGUGUGUUUGUUUCCUACCGGAUGACAGAUUCCCGUCUGAGCCCAGCACAGAGCCUGCCGCACAGGAACCUGUGCACAGACGGGGCCAAGACGAAUGCCCGCCAGCUGUGGGAUGCACAGCUGUGCCCAGGCAGACCGCUCGCCCCCGAGCGCACCUGUCCCUUCCUGCCCCUCGUCUCUGACCUCGGAAAGACACUGCCGGAUGCAAGCAGCGCGUAAGACUGGACUUGCUCGUCCCCGAUCGCUUCUUCUUCCCUUCAGCCUCCUGCGCUGUCUCCGUCCUUCCUGGUCUUCCCUGCUGGCCUCCCUUCCCUCCUGCCCCUCGGUCACUUCCACAGUGCCCACCCCCGCCCUCCUGUCUGUUCGUGCUCCCCCUUGCACUUGGGUCCCACCUCCUGCAGCAUCCAGGACGCCCCUCCAGUCUGCAGAGGCCAGGACCUGUCAGCCCCCAAACUCUUCACGUCUGCUUAACUUCCUGCCUGUCCCUGUUGCUUAAAAUACCAGAGCCCGGGGAGGGGGGGCCGAGGUGCCCGACCCACCGCACGCCUGCGCACGCGCACACACACGGGUGUGCAUCCGCCGUGAUCAGCGCAGGUACGUGCGCGCGCGCAACUGACAUUCAGAGUCCUCGUACAAAAUCGCAGUUUUUCUGGCUGCUAUAAAAUGUGCCAGUUUUAAAACUGUGCAUUUGUUGCUUGAAAACUUAUAAAUAUUUAUAAGCCCCAUUAUAAAUAAAUUGUGGCUGGCAGACGGCACUCUAUCCGCCAGCAGCGAUUGCUCGA
Messenger RNA from Neofelis nebulosa (Clouded leopard), 6127 nucleotides. It is a transcript of the gene S1PR3, whose product is annotated as sphingosine-1-phosphate receptor 3. The record is from RefSeq and is a predicted model, not a curated record. Gene Ontology annotation, biological process: G protein-coupled receptor signaling pathway. Gene Ontology annotation, cellular component: membrane. Bases 16 to 1155 code for a protein of 379 amino acids. Gene Ontology annotation, molecular function: sphingosine-1-phosphate receptor activity. Lineage: Eukaryota; Metazoa; Chordata; Mammalia; Carnivora; Felidae. The transcript has a single exon.